AGAAGGGGGCUUAUUUGAGGGGGGAGAUAAGAAAAAUCCCUCAAAUGAGUCUCAUGAGGUUUGAUCCCUAAACCUCAAGGAUACGAGGUAGGAGCAAUACAACUACUUCAUUACCUUAACCUCAGUUAACGACUUAACGUUUUGCAAGUGUGUUGGCCUAUAAAAAGGUGGGUCAGGGAUGUUAAUUCCAUAUACAGUGUGGAUAUACUCGUAUUUUAGGCAGACAUACGUAGUACAUUAAAAUGCUGCAAAGAGCCAAAAACAGUACAAAUAGCAAGAGAUAAACUCCUGCAACCAUGGAAUGAGCGAGCUUCCUAGAAAAAAAUUUACACGAAAUUACUAACAUUAUACAUCUACACAAAAAGCUUAUAUAAGCUCUAUUAAGCUAGUUUAGCCACUACUUAAUAGUGUCAAUAAUGGCGGCAGCGAUGGCGGUGGAAGAAGCCGGUGGUGAUGAUUACACAAAGGAUGGAACAGUUGAUCUUAGAGGAAACCCUGUUCGUAGAUCCAAACGUGGGGGUUGGAUAGCUUGUUUUUUUGUUGUUGCGUACGAGGUGUUUGAAAGAAUGGCAUUCUAUGGUAUAUCAUCAAAUUUGGUGUUGUACAUGACUAGAAAACUCCAUCAAGGAACUGUGCAAUCAGCCAACAAUGUUACCAACUGGGUUGGUACCAUUUGGAUGACUCCCAUUUUAGGUGCUUAUGUCGCCGAUGCUCACCUUGGACGUUAUUGGACUUUCUUUAUUUCUGGUGCCAUCUAUCUCUCGGGUAUGUCGGUCCUAACACUAGCGGUCUCACUCCCUGGACUAAAACCACCCCCAUGCAACGAAGCCCAAAUGUCCGACUGUAAGAAGGUGUCGCCACUCCAACUAGGUGUGUUCUACGGUGCACUCUACACUCUAGCGGUCGGGACUGGUGGUACAAAGCCUAACAUCUCCACCAUCGGGGCGGACCAAUUCGACGAUUUUGAGCCCAAGGAGAAAGCCCAUAAAAUAUCAUUCUUCAAUUGGUGGAUGUUUAGCAUUUUCUUUGGAACCUUGUUUGCCAACACAAUCCUAGUCUACAUCCAAGAUAAUGUGGGUUGGGCUUUGGGAUAUGGACUACCUUCUAUUGGGCUUGCAAUAUCAUUCUCAAUCUUUUUAGCUGGAACUCCAUUUUAUAGGCAUAAGUUACCUACUGGUAGUCCUGUUACAAGGAUGGCAAAGGUUAUUGUGGCUGCCAUUAGAAAUCGAAGAGCGCCUUUUACUAAGCAAUUGUAUGAACUUGACUUGGAUGAGUAUGCAAAGCAUGGGAAGUUCAAGAUCGAGUUAACUUCUUCCUUGAGGUUCCUUAACAAAGCCGCGGUGUUCACUGGUUCAAAAGAUCCUUGGAAGCUAUGCACGGUCACACAAGUGGAGGAGACGAAGCAAAUGCUAAGAAUGAUUCCAAUCUUGAUCAUUACCUUAGUCCCAAGUACUAUGGUAGCUCAAGUACACACCCUUUUCAUCAAGCAAGGGACUACCCUCGAUAGGAGCAUAGGCAAGUUUCACACCCCCCCUGCAAGCCUAACUGGGUUUAUGACGAUCUCAAUGCUCAUCUUUAUUGUCUUUUAUGAAAAAAUCUUUGUGAAAUUGAUGAGAAAAAUUACCCAAAAUCCAAGAGGGAUCUCAUUGCUUCAAAGAAUGGGACUAGGAUUAAUCGUUCACAUAAUAAUCAUGACAAUAUCAUCUUUGGAAGAGAGGAAGAGACUAAGUGUUGCAAGGGAACAUGGGUUAGUCGAGAGUGGUGCUCAACUUCCAUUGUCAAUUUUUAUUUUGCUUCCUCAAUUCAUGCUCAUGGGGGUCGCCGAUGCAAUCCUUGAGGUGGCCAAGCUUGAGUUCUUCUAUGAUCAAGCUCCUGAGGGAAUGAAGAGCCUUGGAACUGCAUAUUCAACUACAACUCUUGGUAUAGGAAAUUAUCUAAGCAGCUUUCUUUUAUCAACAGUUUCGCGCCUCACAGCACAACAUGGACACCAAGGAUGGAUUUUGAACAACCUAAAUGCCUCUCAUCUUGAUUAUUACUAUGAAUUAUUCGUGAUACUUAAUGUGGUGAAUUUCUUCCUUUUCUUGGUUAUAGCCAGAUGCUAUGUUUACAAGGCUGAAAUUUCCAAUUCCAUGGAAGUGCUUAAAGAUUAAUACAGUACUUCAAUAAUUAGCUUAAAAUUGUAAAUGAAGGCAUUUGUUUGGUGUUA
Molecule: messenger RNA, 2206 nt
Organism: Chenopodium quinoa (quinoa)
Lineage: Eukaryota; Viridiplantae; Streptophyta; Magnoliopsida; Caryophyllales; Amaranthaceae
Product: protein NRT1/ PTR FAMILY 5.2-like
Exons: 4
Coding region: 417-2150 (577 amino acids)
Biological process (GO): dipeptide transport; transmembrane transport
Cellular component (GO): membrane
Molecular function (GO): dipeptide transmembrane transporter activity; tripeptide transmembrane transporter activity
Source: RefSeq, a predicted model, not a curated record